AAAAAAUGCUGCUGCAACUGAAUGACGUACACGAUACACACUCAUUCCAUUGUACGGUAGUUUCAUUUUAAUCAUAAAUCGUUUCGGAUUCUUUCUAGUCUAUUCCGUAGUUCGAUGUUUUCUUUGUUUAAAUCAAUUCGUUUUUUUUUUAUCUAUCGUUUGAAUAACAAAACGUGCCCUUGCGAGAAAGGAAAAAAAAAGUGCAAACAAAUGAGCAAAAGAUGUCAUCUUUUCGAAAAAAUUGAAGCGAUAAUAAAGACGAAAAAAAAUUGUAUGGAUGCUCAUCAUCAUUCAAUUUUAAUUAAAGACAAAGUAAUUAGUAAUGCCCAAACACAUGAAAUUAUUUGAUGACGUAAUAAAAAAAAACUUUUAUCGCCGUUUGAAUCAAAUGAAUCUUGUUCAUUGAGAGGAGAAAAAAAAAGCUCGGGGAAAUUUGUUUGUUAACAAAAAUUGAAGCGACCCAAGCGUUGAUUGUAAAUAGGUUAUUUGGCUGCUGAUUUCAGGUUAAAAUUCGUGUCAAAUCAAUUAAAAGACAAAAUGUUUCUUUUUUAAGUAAACAAAUGCCGAACGUUCACGCGCGUUUGCCGACAGAGUGAACGCCAACACGAAAAAAAGAGUUCUCAUUCGAGUCUCAGUAAAUAUCAGUGCGUUUUUUUUUGUCUAUAGUUGUUGUUGUUUGUAUUCUAUUUUAUCGGUCUCAUUCGUCUUGUGUCGAUGUAAGCGAGAGAGAAAAUUACGGCAACCGUGAAUAUUGUAGUCACAUACAAAAGUUUACUCAAUUAUUCAUUGCAGUAAUUUCGGUUCAUUGCUCAUUUGUUAUUGCAAAGAUAUCAUUAAUUUGGGUAGUGCUUCCGUGAAAAAAAAAACGAGAAGAUAAAACAUUUUGUGGGGUUAAAAAGUGCCACGACGGAGACAUUACAUGUUUGAAACAAACGAAUUGGGAUUGUUUUGACGUGUGCAAAAAAGCAGAAAGUUUUAAAGAGAACGCGCAUUUAUUCGCUUUGAUUUUACUACUCAAUUGAGUUUCAAAAAGAUGAGAAUCGUAUUGAGUUGCUGUCUGCUGUUGCUCUUAGCACUUUCGGGUGGUGUUUGGUGUCAAACGAGUAGCAUUGUGAUUGGCGAAACAAACCAUCCGCUCAUACACAACAGAACGAUCGAUAUUCCGGCAGCAAAAAGACCAUGGUAUAAAUCAAUGAUUAGCUUUUUCACUCGUUCGGAAAAACCUGUUCAAAAUGUUAAUUACACCUUCCCAUCACAGUACACUCUCAACAGUUCGCGUUGUUUGAUUACAGGUGUCACAGUGAAUGACAUCGAUCUUUUUGGCAACGGUGGUUUAGCGAAAAUCAUUGACGGUGGUCUGGGUCAAGAUCGAGUUACCAUUAAUUUUGUCUCAAAGCCGGGUGAACCAAUGCAUUUCUCUCUCAAAAUCAAUGGAUACUGUGUGAAAAUGAAUCCAAUGGACUCGUAUACAAAUACUGCUCAGCACGCAAUUCCGUUGAAUCGCGAACUAGUAAACACUGUACAACCGUCAUACGGCUGGAUGCCACCAUCGAAUUUGACAUUGAACAACAGUAGCUCGGUUCUUAUGCAGAAUAUCACAUCUACGUCAAAUUCAUCUGGAUGGUGGCACUUUGGGUAGCUACACUCAACCAACCAACCAACCAACCAUCAUUCAACUAUCUAUUCAUUAGCAUCGCACGCAAUAAAUUAUGUAACCAAUUUCCGUGGAAUAAAAAAAAUUACAUUGUAAGCACGAAA
This is a messenger RNA of Sitodiplosis mosellana (orange wheat blossom midge), 1758 nucleotides long. RefSeq lists its product as uncharacterized. NCBI's taxonomy places the organism in Eukaryota, Metazoa, Arthropoda, Insecta, Diptera, Cecidomyiidae. The coding region runs from base 1034 to 1639 and encodes 201 amino acids. The transcript is spliced from 3 exons. The record is from RefSeq and is a predicted model, not a curated record.